Messenger RNA from Manduca sexta (tobacco hornworm), 519 nucleotides. Its product is annotated as barH-like 1 homeobox protein. Gene Ontology annotation, biological process: regulation of DNA-templated transcription. Lineage: Eukaryota; Metazoa; Arthropoda; Insecta; Lepidoptera; Sphingidae. The coding region runs from base 26 to 517 and encodes 163 amino acids. The record is from RefSeq and is a predicted model, not a curated record. Gene Ontology annotation, molecular function: DNA binding; DNA-binding transcription factor activity, RNA polymerase II-specific. The transcript has 4 exons.
AAACUUUUUACCGCCGAGUGUUGCGAUGGAUUCGAGGAUGCAGGACAGUCACAAGUCGUUCCUAAUCAAGGAUCUGCUGGGGGACGUGCUGAGUAAUUCAGAAGCGACCAGCCAGAAUCUAGAAACAUCCGAUAUAGAUGACGAAAUAUCCGUAGAUGGGCCGCCAUCGAUGACAUCUCGACCGGUAAAUUCCCAAAACUCGAGCCGUAAGCCUCGACGGCGACGCACCGCGUUCACUCACGCUCAGCUCGCAUAUUUAGAGCGCAAGUUUAGAUGCCAAAAGUACCUGAGCGUGGCAGAUAGAGGGGAUGUGGCGGAGGCACUGAGUCUUAGCGAGACACAGGUCAAGACUUGGUACCAGAAUCGUAGGACAAAGUGGAAGCGGCAGAACCAACUGCGCCUAGAACAGCUUCGGGCACAAGCGGCGAGUGGAGAGAGGGACCUGACAGCCCACACCCUGCCUCUGGCCUGCGCGUUACUGCCGCCAUAUCCAGCCUACAUGCACUGCCAUCUGUGAGG